Mya arenaria is the source of this 3376-nucleotide messenger RNA. RefSeq lists its product as uncharacterized. The record is from RefSeq and is a predicted model, not a curated record. Gene Ontology annotation, molecular function: protein dimerization activity. NCBI's taxonomy places the organism in Eukaryota, Metazoa, Mollusca, Bivalvia, Myida, Myidae. The coding region runs from base 1385 to 2125 and encodes 246 amino acids. The transcript has 3 exons.
CAAGCUUGAAAUAUCAUUCCUACCGUUGAAAACUCAUUGAGCAAGACGCGUAUUUAUCCAGAUCGAACGUUUUUUAUUGCGGUAUUUAUACCUUUGGGUGUCCCUAAAUUAGGUACGCAAAAUAAAUUAUUUUUGAAUUAAUUAUGGGUGUCCGAAAUUUUAGAGUGUCCGAACGCUAACGUGAAUUACAGUAUGUAUGUAUACAGGGAUGAAAACUAACGGUUGCCCGUUCGCCCGAGGCGAGUUAUUUUCAGAUCGGGCGAGUUAAUUGUCUCAGAUGGUCUGGCCGGGCGAUAAGUUUUUUUGGGAACACGUUUUCUUUUUCAUUUUGCAAAUAUUCCUGUUGUAAAAAUGACAGAUCAAAUCAAACGGCAGACGCUUGUUUUCGCUUCGAGCAAAUGAUCAAUACAUUCACCCCUCUCGGCGCUAUUGUUAUAUCCAAUGAAAUCGCUCGAUACUUAUGCUCUGGCCUGAACAGCCAAUGAAAGUGGUCGUUUUAGUUUUAUUCUUUAUCGUAAUGGAGGCGCCCUAGUCGACCGUUGUUGUGACAUUUUGUAAACAAUGUGGCGUUUCCUAAAUGGCGCGAAAGAAAAAGGUAUGCAGUGUGAAUACUGUAUUGCACAAGGAUGUACACACUCUUUUGUUUCGGGGUGUUCUUCUCUGAAAGUUGAUAGUAUCAAAAAGCAUGAAGCAUCUGAUAGCCAUAAGAGGGCUGCAUCUAUUGAAGUUGCAAAAUCUAAGCCUAAAUUUGAAUCUAUAGGUGACAAAAUCUGCAAACUUUGAAUGCAUAGAUCUGUAUUUAAAAAGCUUUCACAUAUGCUCAGAACAUGCCAUGCAUUGUGGUUAUCAACAGCCGCCCAUUGACUGAUUUCUCAUGGAUGUGUGAUUUAGACUGUGUUAAAGGGUUAGACAUUGGAGAAACAUACAACAGAAAUCAUAAAUCUGCCCAAGUAUUUGUCAAUGCUAUUGGUGAUACAGAAUUUAACAAAGUGGCAACUGAAAUCUCCAAAUGUGGCUUUGUUUGCUUGAUAGGCGAUGGUAGUACCGACUACGGAAUUCAAGAGCAAGAGAUGUGGUAUUGUAGAACAUCAAGGCAUGGUAAAAUUCGGACAUUCUUUAUUGGGGUUCAUAAAUCAGAAAAAGCAGACGCUCAAGGUCUUGUCAAUGGGAUCAAAGAAAUUGUAUCCGAAAACUUGCAUUUGCAGUGGAAUGAAUUUUUGUUGAAGUUAAUUGGCCUAGCAUGUGACGGGGCAAGUGUCAUGUUAGGUUGUAGAGCUGGUGUGCGUGCUCUACUGAAAGGAUCAGCCUUCAUUGAUAACCAUUUAUUGUAUGGCAUAUCAGCUGGAACUUUCAAUUAAGGACAUGUCCAAAUCUGUGAAACUGUAUGAGAAAACUGUUGAUACUCUAUUACUUGGACUUUACCUUUUUUACCAAUAACAGUAGUCUCAACAGAUCCAUGCUAAAAAGGAGUUUUGAAGCCUUGAAACAGGAUGGUAAAGGUGAAUUGUUGAUGCCAGUCAGAGUUGGAGGGACUUGGUGGAUAGCCCACACAUUGAGAGCAGUCUCAAAUGUCCUUGGAUCAUACAAAUUCAUUGAAGCGCACCUUCAGCAGUUGAUCGAGACGUCAGAAAGGGUGGGCAGUGAGGCCAAAGCAAAAGCAAAGGCAUUCCUGAAGAUGUUACAGUCCAAAAGUGUUGUUUACUUUCUAAACUACAUGCUAGAUGUUCUGAGUCCUUUGAGACGGUUGUCUAAACUUCUUCAAGACAGACAGGCUAUACUGGCGGGUCAGCAUGCAGAACUUUCUUCAACAAUUAAAGUUAUCAGAAAGUACACAGACAGCAACAAGUUACCAUGGAGUUGGGCAGAGAUACAUGAGGUCAUGUCCAAGAAAUUCCAGAACAUCCUACCUGUAAUGGAUCUCAUCAUGACAAUUUCUCCAUCAAGUGCAGAAGCUGAAAGAGGUUUUUCUCAGCUAAAACUGAUUAAAACUAGAUUACGCACACGCUUGUCACAGUCAGUUUUGAACAACUUGCUAUGUAUUAAACUAGAAGCUCCAUCAAUCGAACUGUUUGAUCCAACUCAUGCAAUAAAUCAUUGGAACACUAGUAGACCACGUAUACGUUAGACCAACCUACAUGGAUAAAACAGAAACUUAAGUCCAUUGUGAAACACCAGUCAGUGGUGCUGCCACUGAACAAGUGACUGUUCAACAGAAAGAACAUGAUUUCUGUUGCUCAGACUCGGAUACUGAUAGUGACUUCUCAGAGACUGAAGACAACUGUGCAGUUUUUGAAAGACUACUUUUUUUUCAGUCGUGAAUGAUUAGUUAUAUGGUUUUAAGAAGGAAAUAAAAUUUAACAUUGUUCUUUCAUGCUAAAAAAUAUGGGCUCAUAGAUUUUAAGACGGGCAACCAAAACCCAAAAGUUGGUUGCCCAGACGGGCAACCAUGCUGGCAAAGUUAGUUUCCAUCCCUGGUAUACCUAGUAGAAUUCAUUCUUAUGCGUGAUUGGCUAGUCGAUGUUAUCACAUGAUAUUACCAAGUUAGGUCCAUAGCUUUAAUAUUCCAACUUUUAAAGGACUGCAAUUUUGGCGACACCGGUUCGAACCUGAUCUCCGACUCGAUUUUUUUUUUACAUUUUGGUAUUUUUUUUACAAUUAUUAGUCAUCGAAAUUAAGACUUUUGGAUAAAAAAGCCCGAAUUCUUAUACUAUUGCUUGGCAUCAAUUUUUUUAACAAGCCCUGCUAUAUAAAAUUCAGAAUUUGAGCAAGCCCGGAAGACAUUUUACCAGUGCAGGGCUUGCGGGCUUGUGCUAAUAUCGAUCACUGAAUUAUGAUAUCGAAGAGUAAAACCUUUUAUUAACCCUUUAGCGCAUGUAUACGAGAUAGGCCGACAUUGCUCAUUAGCAGAUGUAAACGCAUCUGGCCGACCCUAUCCACCACCAGUGUGCGAAAUUAACGGUAGCCCGAUCGCCCGUGGCGACAAAAAUUGACUCAGGCUAUAAAAAAAUCCUUUAAGGUAGCCCGACUGGCGAUGAAAUCAUCGGGCUUGUUGGUUAAAAAAAUUGCCAGGUAAAUGUUUACCUCGACACCGUUGACUGACUUCCGGAUAAUCUCUCAUUGUUAUGGAUAUUUUCUGUUGCAGUAAUCUCCCUUGUCAAGCAAUUAUACGCUGUAUAUUAUAUAUAUACUGCUUGAAAAUAAUUAUUUUGACGGAAAUCAUAUUUCUGACUGUCAAUACUAUUUUUUUUGUUUUAGUGAGAUAUCAAAGUUUGGAUGUUGUUUUUGUUGUGUGUUUUUUUUAAAUAAACUUGGAUUAUUUAGUCACCGAAAAUUAUGAAAUAGAUGUUUGUAAAAUCCUGUCACUAAUGCCACAAGC